GCGAACUCCGUGAUCGCUGUGUCCUACGGACACAGCUGAUCACGUGAUGUGGUAAAAGGCCAAUCACAGCGGCCUUUUACCACGUGAUCAGCGGUGUCCAAUGACACGCUGAUCAGAGGGAAAUGCAAGUGCCGGUUCUCGGCUGCACUUUCCUCACACUGUGCCCAGCAGUGCCACCCGCAAGUUCCGCCCACCUGUGCCCAGCAGUGCGCCCACUAGCUCCGCCCACCUGUGCCCAGCAGAUCACCCACCUGUACCCAGCAGUGCACCCACCUGUGCCCAGCAGUGCACCCACCUGUGCC
Molecule: messenger RNA, 302 nt
Organism: Staurois parvus
Lineage: Eukaryota; Metazoa; Chordata; Amphibia; Anura; Ranidae
Source: the annotation of a GenBank genome assembly